Molecule: messenger RNA, 846 nt
Organism: Funneliformis mosseae
Lineage: Eukaryota; Fungi; Glomeromycota; Glomeromycetes; Glomerales; Glomeraceae
Source: the annotation of a GenBank genome assembly
AUGCCAGCUACUGAAACUCCAAAGGCAACUGAUCUCGAAAAUCAAGAAAGUCAAUCGGAAAUGAAUGAGAAGCAAGCUUCUUUGCCUUCGAAGGCUAUGUUAAAAGUUAACUCUCCAAAAAAUACGCCGCUAACCUCACCUGCAAUUGCGAAAAAGAACGGCGCGUCGUCUAAAAAGAGACCACUUGAUCCUCAAGAGCUUAACAGUAUGAUUCAGAACAAAAUCACGCAACUUGAAACUGAAUCGUCAAUUGAAGAUGAGGAGGAAAAGGCGUUCGCUAAAGCCGUCAAAAAGGCAAGCAGGGAAAUGAAAGACAUCAUUAAUUCUCACGAUGAUCAAAUGGAAAAAUUUGAUACUAUACAGCAAAGGUACAUGGAAUUGUUUCAAGAUAUGAAACGUCUUGAGCGAGACCAUGCAAAGAUGAAGAAGCGCAAUGAACAAUUGCAAAAAGAGAAAGAUGCUGCAAAGAGUGAUCUGUCUAAAGCGAAUUCGAUGAAACAUAAGUUGGAAAACAUAUGUCGAGAAUUACAAAAAGAAAACAAACGUAUUAAGGAGGAAAGCAAACGCUUGGCUGUUAGUGAACAACAGAAACGCGAAGAAUUAUCAAGCAAAUUUGAGAACACCAUCUGGGAGAUCAAAUCUAAGAUGGAAGAAGAUACUGAUGAGAAAAAAAAACGUGCGGAAGAUAGUGAAUUAUUAAAGGAUAAGUUCCGCAGUUUCUUAGAACAAUACGAGCUCCGUGAAAAACAUUUUGAUAGUGUAGUUCGAUCAAAAAAUUUGGAAUUGCAGUUGUAUGAAGCAAAAUUACAACAGCAAAAGCAGCUAACUGAUCAAGAAACCAUAAAG